GCCAGGCCUAUAGGAAAGGAAAGAGGGGGAGGAAGGAGGGGUGGCGGUAACAAAGGGAUUACCAGAAGAGCCCUUGCACACUUGGACACAGGCCUUACUGUGCAAAACGCUCACUUUGGGCCGGACCUAACUGGAAAGGAAUGCAGUUGGGCUUUUAUACAUCCUGCCCGAGGGGCUAAGGAUGUGUGCAUGACUGUAAAGGGCGGGUAGAUACAUGUAUGCAUGUAUAUAUUUGGGAGUGUGUACAUGUGAGGCCAAAUGUGUGAAAGGGACAUUUCCGACAUUAGCCGAACAUAAAACGUCCGUCUCGAAGGUUCACGUAAAGCGGUUUCAAAAGUGACGCACUCAUUCACACACACGGGAGCGCGCACGCUCACGCGCAUACACGCGGUUCCCAUUCCCUGCAUACCUAGUGUUUUGUGUGUGACUGGCUUCCAGGAAAGAGGCACUUUAAUUGAGUUGAGUUUUUACGGCUUGCCUGGUGUUACUGUGUGUGUGCGUGUGUGGCUGUGUGUGUGCGUGUGUGGGGAAAGCGUGUGUGUGUGUGUGUCGGGGGUGGGCUUGACGUGGAGAAAGAAUACUUUUUUUCAAUGACGCAAAAAAAGUCCUCAGCUGCGGAGAAAUGAUGUAAAAGUCAUUAUGAAGCGCAUUCCUGGCACUCAGGCGCGCGCACACACUCAGACACACACAAAGACCCACUUGACUGCAAACAACUAUUCGUUCACAUGCAAAUGUCGCCCAAGGUUAAGCGGUAAAAUAAUGUCACACCAACGCAGGUAACACAAGAUAUUAAAACAACUAAAUUGAAUCGGUAAAAAAUUAAAUUUUAAUUCAACAUUUUGAAGUACUACUGUAAUGUCAAAAUUUAAAAAUGCAUUUUUUUUUAAAUAAAAGCAUGACGAAAUUAAAAUAAAAAAACACUCACUUUUGUAUAUUCUUAUGCCCUUAAAUGUCUAUAAAAGUCCGAAAAGUUUCCGUCCGUCCUUUUCCUCCUCAACACUUCCAAAGCAAAGAGUGCAAGUAGUCUAAUGUACAAAGGGGCUCAACUGUGACUCAAGUUCUCCACAUACCAUAAUUCUUCCCUGCAUCAUUUUCGCCAAGUCGCAGUCUUUCCAGCCCGAACACUGAAUCGUUUGGCGGCCCUAGAUUUUAUUUUUUAUUUUUUUUACUUAGCUCCACUGUUCGGUCACAGUAUAGGUGGAGGUGCGCAACGACUCGCUCACGUUUUCAGAAUAGAUUACGUCAAUGUUUACUUUAUUUCAAUCAAAUCAUUGAUUAAUUGAAAAUGUGUUUCAAAAAUGAAAAUCGGGAGAAAAAAAAAUCCCAAACUGUCGUAUAAAAAUACGCAAAAGGCGGCUACUCUGAGCGCGCCCCUGCGACGAGCGCUCCGGCGGCACUCUUCCAGGAAGAGGCUUUGCUGAUUGUUUCUUCCAGGAAGGCCUUUUUUUGUUGGCCGAUCAGCGCUUAUAGGAAAGCCGUUCGGGGCCGGCCCAUCAGCGCCAGUAUUGUCACAGCCGCUUCUGAUAAAGCCCGAGCAGCUUCCAGGAAAGCGGAGAUUUACCCUCCAAGCAUUCCAUCAUUCCUUCAGCGCCAUCUCUGCGCGCACAAAGUGAAGGAGGCGGGUGGGGGGUAUAAUAAGGAUGCGGAUCAAUAAAAACCAUAUGGUGAGCAUGCACACGCUGUAUCGUUAUUGUGCCGCCGCCAAGUGUUGACCUCGCUGUGGUCACUCCGCGACCGCCCUCGCUUAAACCGCAUUCCCGAUUUUUUCCCCCCGAUAUUCUCGUGUGUGUGAACUUUGCCCGCGACGGUGGGAUGAAAACAGUCCGGGAUGCUGGGAAGGCCGGGAAACUCCACUGAAAACAAACAGGGCUUCCCAGUCAGAAUACUUUUAUUUAUCUCCUCCCUUUCUUCUAUCUUAACGUGAGGGGGUCACGCUUCGUGUUCCCGUCAGUAGAAAACAGGGGGUCCUCUGUGUAUGUGUGUGUGUGUGCUGCAUAUAAAGAGCCAAUCACUGUGUGGUACGGAGACUAAGCCCCCCAAGUACUACUGGUUUAUAGGGUUCGGCUUCAGAGAAGUCACGUGACUUCCCAGCGAGAAAGCGAGGGAGGGUGACGAUGGUGGGGGAGACUGAUGAGUGAAAAGGAGGUGACAGAAAGGGUCAAGGGAAGGUAACGACUGAAUGACAGGUUGCUCAAGGUGGCGGAACCCGCAAGGUCAUCUUAACCUUGGUACUGACGUGAUUCCUGGAAACGGCGCGUUGCUCGUAUGAAGAUGAUUCACAAAAUUGCCAUGAGACGCUUGUUCCUCUUGAAGUGGAUAAGUGAGUUGCGAGGAAAGCGCUUCAAGGCUUCUAUGGAAACAUCUUUCAUCCCUUUGCCCCGCCGCAAAUGAACAGCUCAUUCAUCAUUGGAUUGGGAUAAACUAUAAUGGAGCGAUUAUAUGAUUCAGAUUGUGGGAGGAGUGUAAAAAAAAAAUCCCAUUUGUAAGCGACGUUACGAAGGUGUGUCCCAAUAUUACAAUUUACUGGACGGGUGACACCCUGAAUUAUGCCGCGUUGGGAAGUACCCUGAAAAGUCUCUGUGAGGAAGGGAUGGGUGAAAUGGGGCUUAAUGCGAACCAGAUGUGAGCAAGUCUCAAGCAUUAAUGUCAACACCUUUUAAGCAAAGAGCAUCUUUGCCUCGAUCUGCGUGUGUGUGUGUGUGUGUGUGAAGACUUCCCAUAAACACCUGCUUUUGUGCAGCAAUUGAUAGCGAAAGAACCAAUGAAGGGAUGGGCUGGGGUGGGUGGGUCUAUUUCGGGCCCCCAACAGGCUUUAUGGUUAUUGGAAAGGCGUUGCCGUCUCGUCAUUGCUUCUUCCCAGAAAGGGGUCAAUAUUUCUCCUGCUUCAUUUCUGCCUUAUUCAAUAUUUUUCUCUGUGAGCCAUGAAAGUCGCUGGCCACAAAGACUCGAGUGUGUGAGCGUCACGCAGCUGGAUGGCCCCAUUACAUUACAAGCAGACGCCCGCUUACUGGCACUACGUGCGCGCGCACACGCUCUUAUCAAGUGAUUACAAUCGCACAAGAGUGGGAAGUGCGUGCGUGCGUGCGUGCGUGUCUGCGACUGGAAUUUGAUCCCGUGGAUUCACGAGUCCCACGCUAGUUGACGUUUUGACAUGUGCAGCUGUACUGCAGUGUCAGUGCGUGUGUGUCGAUAGCAGAUGGUCCAUAGAGGGCGCUCGUGAGCCACACCGCCACUGACUAUCGUCACCAGGUAUUCAUUUAUAAGUUAUAAAUUACUGUAAUACGAUACUGUACAUUAUACUGUAUAAUACAUAAUAUUGGUUGUUUUGCAUUUUUUGUGUUAUAGUAUUAUAGUUAUAGUAUUAUGAUUAUUAUGUUAACAUUACGCUAGAACAUUUAGUAUACAAAUAUUUUAUUUUAAAAAAGAUAAUAUAUUUUGUAUCAUUCAAGUACGUUAUGUUUGUAUAUUAUAAUGAGUAUGUGGCGCCACCCAGUGGACAAUCUUGACACGUGCAAUUUUGACCAGCUAUUCGGGCAUCAGUUAACCGUCCUGCAUGAGGUCAAGUAAAUGAUUAUCGAUGCAAUCGAUCCAAAGUUCAAUCCCGAUUUUUCAAACGGUUUACACUGCAGCAAUGUCCCUCAAAACAGUUUGUUGUAAGUUUCAUUUUUGGGGUCGCGUCGUCGCUCGACCAAAUGCCGGAAAACGAAGUUACUACAACAGCGGGAGCUCCGGACCAUCCGAGUCCUGCAGGGCGACUCGUGUACGGGUUGUGGACCUCCGCAGCGACACGGUGACCAAACCAGGACCAGCGAUGCGCCGGGCCAUGGCUGAAGCCGAAGUCGGAGACGAUGUGAUGGGCGAAGACCCCACAGUGAACGAGUUGCAGAAAAUUGCAGCUAACAUGUUUGGAAUGGAGGCAGCGCUCUUUGUCCCCUCGGGAACAAUGAGUAACCUCAUCGCAGUGAUGGUGCACUGCAGGGAGCGUGGCGAUGAGAUAAUCGUAGGGGACCGAUCCCAUUUGCACAUCUACGAGCAGGGAGGCAGCGCUCAGCUCGCCGGCGUCCACGCCACGACAGCCAACACUCUCGCCGACGGCACCUUCGACCUGGACCAGCUGGAGUCUAAGAUCCGCCACGACUACCCGGACCCCCACUACCCCCGGUCGAGACUUAUCUGCGUGGAGAACACGCAUAACGUACAAGGAGGACGUGUCAUGCCGCUUAGCUUCCUGCAAGAGGUGCGAGCUCUCGCCGACAAACACGGCCUGUCAGUGCACAUGGAUGGAGCACGCCUGAUGAACGCUGUAGUGGCACUGGGGGUCCCUGUGACGGACAUAUUGCAGCACACACACACUGUCAGCGUGUGUCUCUCCAAGGGACUGGGUGCCCCGGUAGGAACCAUGCUGGCUGGGCCCAGAGAUUUUAUCUCCCAGGCGGUGAGGUGCCGUAAAGCUCUGGGGGGUGGGAUGCGUCAGGCCGGCAUUCUGGCAGCGGCAGGGAAACUGUCUUUGCUGGACAUGGUCGAAAGACUACAGGAAGAUCAUGAUAACGCAAGAACCUUCGCUCGAGCCUUGCAAACAUGCGAGCCGCCCCUGUUUGCCGUGGACAUGGCGGCAGUGGAGACAAACAUUCUGCGAUUCGGAAUCCGAGAACCCGCCUUGAGUCCCGCCGAGUUCUGCGAUCGCAUGGCCAAAGUUGGAGAUGGAGAGGAAGACGCGCUGGGCCAGGGAGUACAAGUCCUCAUGUACCCUUAUUUUCGUAAUUCUGUGAGAGCCGUGUGGCAUCUGGGCAUAUCUGGGCAAGAUACGCAGCUGGCCAUCAGGAAAUUGCAAUAUGUUGCCCGGCAGUGCUUGAAGAAUAAACAAUAAAGGGGCUUGUAAAAUG
Messenger RNA from Syngnathus typhle (broad-nosed pipefish), 4883 nucleotides. It is a transcript of the gene tha1, whose product is annotated as threonine aldolase 1. Gene Ontology annotation, molecular function: L-allo-threonine aldolase activity. NCBI's taxonomy places the organism in Eukaryota, Metazoa, Chordata, Actinopteri, Syngnathiformes, Syngnathidae. Gene Ontology annotation, cellular component: cytosol. The record is from RefSeq and is a predicted model, not a curated record. Gene Ontology annotation, biological process: L-threonine catabolic process; glycine biosynthetic process. The coding region runs from base 3578 to 4867 and encodes 429 amino acids. The transcript is spliced from 7 exons.